AAAGAAGCUCAUUAUGCUUAUAGGAUUCGAUACCGGUUGAGGAAGCAAGUUCUGGUACCACUACAUAAGGUUCUAGAAAUCCCAGAGGUGUACAUGAGUGCUAAUAUGUGGGAAACCCUACCUUACAACCGUGUACCCUCAAUGGCCAUGAAGAACUACAAGUCUCACUUUCUCAGGCACAACAACAAUCGGUUCCACAAGUACCUCAAUGACGUGAAGCGUGGGGAUUCGACAAUCGCGGCAGGCACGUUGCUCCCACACGAGAUUAUCGAGUCAUUAAAGGAUAGCGAUGGAGGAGAGGUGGCUAAGCUUCAGUGGAAGAGAAUGGUGGACGACUUGUCGAAGAAGGGCAAGCUAAGUAAUUGCAUUGCGGUUUGCGACGUGUCAGGGAGUAUGUCUGGUAAGCCUAUGGAAGUCUGUGUGGCUCUAGGGUUGAUGAUCUCGAAGCUUAGUGAGGACCCGUGGAAAGGCCAAGUCAUAACGUUUGAUGAUAACCCUAAAAUUCAAAGGCUUCAAGGAGAAAGUCUCUAUGAGAAGACUAGUUUUAUAAGAGAAAUGGAAUGGGGUGGGAGUACAAACUUUCAGAGAGUGUUUGAUGAGAUUCUCCAAGUGGCGGUUAAAGCAAACUUGAGCGAGGACCAACUUAUACAGAAAGUGUUUGUUUUCAGUGAUAUGGAGUUUAAUGAAGCAUCUGGGCAUUAUUAUGGUUAUGAUUCUGAGUCGGAGUCGGAGUCGGAGAGCGGAGAGGAAAGGCAGGAAGAGAGAGAGGCUAGGCUGAGAAGGUCGAGGUGGGAAACGGACUAUGAGGUUAUACAUAGAAAGUUCAGGGAGAAAGGGUACAAUAAGGUGCCUAAGAUUGUGUUUUGGAACCUUAGGGACUCCGAGGCCACGCCCAUUCCUUCCGAUCAGGGUGGGGUGGCCCUUGUGAGUGGGUUCUCUAAAAAAUUGGUGAAGUUGUUCUUGGAAAAUGAUGGAAUUAUCAACCCUAUGACUGUUAUGCACCAAGCCAUCACUAGAAAGAUGUACGAGAAGCUCGUUGUCUAUGAUUGA
Messenger RNA from Quercus lobata, 1050 nucleotides. RefSeq lists its product as uncharacterized. The transcript has a single exon. Lineage: Eukaryota; Viridiplantae; Streptophyta; Magnoliopsida; Fagales; Fagaceae. The record is from RefSeq and is a predicted model, not a curated record. The annotation marks the transcript as partial.